Molecule: messenger RNA, 312 nt
Organism: Echinococcus granulosus
Lineage: Eukaryota; Metazoa; Platyhelminthes; Cestoda; Cyclophyllidea; Taeniidae
Exons: 2
Coding region: 1-312 (103 amino acids)
Source: RefSeq, a predicted model, not a curated record
AUGCUACUUAAUCCGCCAUUGACGCAACGGCCACAUGCCUCUCAGUAUGUUGACCUGGCGGUGCAUGUGGAACGCCAGAGCCGGGCGGAUGCGGAUGUGCGCAGCCCACUUCCACAUGGAACGAGUGACUUGGACCCCUAUCUCAAUCUUCUUCCUAUCUGUCUUCGCUGUGGCGCUGAAUGCGGUCCGAGUCAUCCGGGCAAUGGAGAAGAGGACAACGCCCAUCCGCAUCUGUCUGACUCUGGCUCUCGACUCGGACCGUCAAGUAAACGUUUUGAGAGGUGUGUGGCCGUUGUACCAAUGACUAGUUAA